AUGAAGCGAGGGCCAAGACCGGUCCAGUUGAAGGUCUUCUCAGUCGAGGAGAUACACCUCAUGCUCGAGCUGGAAGUGCAGUACCACGGCAACCGGUUUAUCGCAGCAACAAUGGCGGCAGAUGGAAGAAUUGAUAAGUCUGCCAAACAGAUUCGGGAUAAGAGAGCCAUCCCGACAUACAAGGCCAUAAGAGAGGAAUAUUUAGCUCGACACCUCCCUGGUUCUGCCGCCAUACCCGAUAACGAGCGAAAUGUUGGGGACGCUCAAAAUGUUAGUCGGGAAGAAGACGUGCUCAUCAACCAAAAUCAAGCCGCAACGCUGCCGGUCGAUGAGGAUCCGCCACGUCUUGACUAUCGCCGCCUCGAGAUCCGGCACGAAGCACAAGACUCGGCUCCAGGAGACACGGACUGGAGAGAAGGGCCGUCGAAGCAGAACACACACCCCGAAGGCCGAUCCCUCCCGAGUCAGCAGCAGCAAUCAAGCUGCUGCGGGAUGCCCUUCAAUAUGCCAGAGAGUCAAAGGGAAAAAUUUCUCCAGGCUCAUGUCGACCAUAUAUACGACCUGGCAACCUCGCACCUCAGGUCCAACGGGGCGAGAGAAGGGACGCGCCAUCCCCAAAAGGGUUCUGGCAAAGGAAGGGAACCAAGAAGAAGGUACCUCUACGCCAGAACCCAGGGUCUCUUAAAAAAAACCCAAGCAUUGUUGCGAAAAAUGUUAGGAACGGCGUCGACUGGCUCGUGGAUAAUCCGACGGCGUGAACAGGUUGUACACAGAGUUGUGGGAGCAACAACCUGCGAUCGUAGUUCCUGA
This is a messenger RNA of Brassicogethes aeneus, 810 nucleotides long. Lineage: Eukaryota; Metazoa; Arthropoda; Insecta; Coleoptera; Nitidulidae. The record is from the annotation of a GenBank genome assembly.